GGUUAGAUUUGCUUUCCGAGAUUCUUCUGGUUUCGUUGAAGAAGACACUAAAGGCGACAUGACUUCGUGCAUCAGCCUGUUAACCACGUUACUGGUGUUCUGUGUCCUAAACGUGAUUCUGAUGCCAGGAUCGGUCCACGCUAGACCACCCUCUUUGCUCAGCAGACAGAGACGUGUGUCGGAUCAGAGACUCGCAGAAAUAGAGACUCUUCUCGGAUUGGAGAACGUGAAGGGAAAAGUAGUGACGGUUCCAGUUGCAUUCGGAAUGUUGGACCCAGAUAAAAUAGGUCGUAGACGAAGGUCUGCCACGAACAAUAGACUGGAAACUCUGCAACGUAUCAUGAAGAUCAUCGUUAAUAAUCCUGAGCUGCUCGACGAGGAGAAAAUUCUUUCGUUGCCAGUGAAGCUGAAAGAGAGUCGACGAAGCGUGGACGACGCUUAUUACGCCAUUUAAGUCCGAGGCACGCAGUCGCGCUGGGACCCAGGGCGAACACGAAGACAGAGUCGAGAGAGCGAGAAACAACGAAGCAAAAGAUACAAAAAGAAAAAAAAAAGUUAAAAGAAAAGGGGAAGAAGAGGAGAACGAGGAAGAAAGGGAAGAAGAAGAAGAAGAUUUCGAAGGAAGAAGAGAGGGACAAUUAGAAUAUAAGAUGACACACGCGAUCUCUCGACCCUAAAA
Messenger RNA from Eufriesea mexicana, 679 nucleotides. RefSeq lists its product as uncharacterized. The transcript is spliced from 4 exons. NCBI's taxonomy places the organism in Eukaryota, Metazoa, Arthropoda, Insecta, Hymenoptera, Apidae. The record is from RefSeq and is a predicted model, not a curated record. The coding region runs from base 59 to 454 and encodes 131 amino acids.